This is a messenger RNA of Lagenorhynchus albirostris (white-beaked dolphin), 159 nucleotides long. RefSeq names its product CHD9 neighbor (gene CHD9NB). NCBI's taxonomy places the organism in Eukaryota, Metazoa, Chordata, Mammalia, Artiodactyla, Delphinidae. The transcript has a single exon. The coding region runs from base 1 to 159 and encodes 52 amino acids. The record is from RefSeq and is a predicted model, not a curated record.
AUGGGAUGCCACUCCAGCAAGAGCACCAAGGUGGCGGGGGCGUCCGAGAAACCCGCAGAACAGCCCGAGGGAGAGGAACCAAAUCUGCGGGCUAGCACAGAGGCAGCAGAUGGCAAAGACGCCUCCUUGAAGGAUGGUGCCCCUGAGCAGAAGAACUGA